Drosophila kikkawai is the source of this 691-nucleotide messenger RNA. It is a transcript of the gene mRpL32, whose product is annotated as mitochondrial ribosomal protein L32. Gene Ontology annotation, cellular component: mitochondrial large ribosomal subunit. Gene Ontology annotation, biological process: translation. Gene Ontology annotation, molecular function: structural constituent of ribosome. The record is from RefSeq and is a predicted model, not a curated record. Lineage: Eukaryota; Metazoa; Arthropoda; Insecta; Diptera; Drosophilidae.
CCAUCCCUAAUCACGUUUACGUAAAUCCAGCACAAUUGGCCGUAAAAUGUCGAGAAAUUUGUUUUUAUCAAUUACAAACUUUAUUAGGAACGUGGAGCGCCUGUUCCUGCCACAUGGAGGACAUCCCCCAGCGCUGGCUUUGGCCGGUUUCCAGCACGAGCACAGCGGCCUCUCUGGCCAGAAAUCAUCCCAGGAAUUCAGCCUGAAGCAGCUUAUUGGCGAUGGCAUCUUCUGGGCCGUACCCAAGCACAGGAGAUCCGUGGAGAAGCGACUCAAGCGGAAGUUUGGUUAUCCGGAAUAUGUAUGGAAACCUUUGCGGGAGAAGAGGAACAUCCGCUCGUGCCUGCAGUGUGGUCAUGACCACGAGCUGGGAGUCCUGUGUCCCUUUUGCUACCAGAAAGUCCUGAAGGAAACUGAGCUCAUGCAAGAAAAAAUCCAGGAGAAUCUGGGCUUAGAUCCCGUCGACAAGGAAGUAAUCGUUCUGUACGAGGGAGAGAAAGCCGAACAGUCUGCCGAGGAGCUGAAGGGCAAGCGCAUUGUCGAAAUGAAGAAGCCCCGUCCCAUGUGGUUCACCAAGAAUCUGCUACAGAAAUCCACGCAGCAGUUGUCCGAAACCAAGGAAGUCAAACCCUCCGACUUGGCCUAGGUCCAUAGCUAUAAUUGUGCAUUAAAACUACCAUUUUGUUAUCAA